Messenger RNA from Camponotus floridanus (Florida carpenter ant), 1962 nucleotides. RefSeq lists its product as uncharacterized. The transcript is spliced from 2 exons. Bases 1 to 1962 code for a protein of 653 amino acids. The record is from RefSeq and is a predicted model, not a curated record. NCBI's taxonomy places the organism in Eukaryota, Metazoa, Arthropoda, Insecta, Hymenoptera, Formicidae.
AUGAAGGCCUACCUCGCCAAUAAAGGUCUGCUGUUGGACCUCCUGCGUAACCUCAAGACGGAAGAAAAGGAAGCUGGCACGAAAGGGUUAGAGCCGUCCUCACAAGCACUCCGCACGACUCUUCCGAGGAUCCAGCUGCCCCACUUCUCCGGGAAGUACGAGGAUUGGCCAGCCUUCCGUGAUCUCUUCCAAUCGCUAAUCGGAAGGGACACUCUCACGUCCUCAGCCGAGAAGCUCCAUUACCUGAAGACAUGCCUGAAAGGAGAAGCAGAAUUAUUGAUUCGAAGCCUGCCCACGACAAGCGAGAAUUUCGAACGCGCAUGGGAUGUUCUCAUUGCUUACUAUGAGAACAAGCGGCUCCUGGUGCGCAGUUACAUCUCCCAGUUCACGUCACUCCAGAAGCUGAAGAGCGAGUCCGUGGUGGAACUGCGCAAACUUUGCCACAGCGUGAAGAGCACGGUAGGAUCACUGGAGAGCAUUGGGCGCCCGAUCACGAAGGGUGAAGAUCUUUUUGUGCACCUCGUCGUUGACCUGCUCGAUCCUCGAUCUCGCCGAGAGUGGGAGAAUUUCAUUAGUAAUUCCAACGAUCCACUCUCGUACGACAAACUGCAGCUCUUCUUGGAUCGUCGGCUGCACACUUUAGAAUCGUUGCAGCCUGUCAAAGUCGAGGCCAUUCCUUCUAAACCGCAUCCGAGUCCGACACAGAAGACUCGCACUCUUCACACACGUAAGCAGGACAGUAAGCGAGGUCGCUGCUCCCUAUGUGGUCAGGAUCACUAUAUAAUGUUCUGUGACCUUUACCAGAGCAAGACGGCGGAGGAAAGGAAGCGUCACGUCGAGGCGAACGACUUGUGCCUGAACUGCCUAGGAAGGCACAAGGUAAGCGAGUGUGCUUCUCAAAAGACUUGUUCGUCGUGUCGCGCGCGUCACCACACGACCCUCCACGAGGCAUGUCCGUCCGUCGAGAGCACUAAGACGUCACACUUAGCGCAACACAAAGUCGAGGCGACGACGACAGUUCUCCUCGCUACCGCGCGCGUUCGCGUCCUGGACCGGUUCGGCCGCGCUCACACAGCACGCGCACUAGUUGACCAGGGCUCGGAGUCCUCGCUAGUUUCCGAAGCUUUGGCCCAACGUCUUCGCCUGGGUCGGUCUCCUACCUCCGUCGCCGUGUAUGGAAUCGGCGGCAAGCAGACGGGCCUCGCCCGCGGUCAAGUCACUCUUCAGAUCCGCUCCCUGCGCGACGGGCCCUUAAUAAGCGUGGCCGCCUUGGUUUUCCCCCGGCUCACACUUUAUGAAGGCGGAAUCAAGGCCGAUCGUCGAGCGUGGACGCACAUCCAUGGGCUGGAACUCGCCGAUCCGGACUUCUUGGCGACGGAUCCCAUAGACAUCCUUCUAGGAGCAGACGUCUACGCCAUGAUCCUCCAGGCUGGACUUCGACGAGGGAAAUCGCGGGAACCUGUGGCACAAAAGACGGCGCUGGGCUGGAUAUUGUCUGGGGCCGUUGGUACGACGUCCACAUCGCGCCAUGCGUCAGCACAUCACUGCCUGGUCGAGGAAGACCUAGGCGCUCUCGUACAAAGGUUCUGGCAGCAAGAAGAACUACCCGACGCCGCGGUAACUCUCUCGCCCGCGGAUCAACAGUGCGAGAACUUUUUCCGCCAGACACAUUCGCGGUCCGCGGACGGUCGGUACGUCGUACGUCUGCCGGUUGUUGCCCCGCUGCCAGACUUCUCGGCGACGCGCUCCACGGCUUUACGAGUUCUCUUCAGCAUGGAGAGACGUUUCGCUCGGGAUCCUCCUUUUCGAGCUCUCUAUGCUGACUUCAUGCGGCAGUAUGAGGACCUGCGUCAUAUGUCUCGCGUGACUCCGGACGCCACGUCGCGCAAACCGGUGCAUUACUUGCCGCAUCACGGCGUGCUGCGAAAGAACAGUCACCACGAAGUUGCGCGUAGUUUUUAA